CUGGGAGCACCGUCACGGCAGUCUGGUCACACGUGUUGUCAUCGCAUGGAAGACUGUUAGUAGUAAAUAUCUGCGUCUAACCGACCUAGUUUACAGAACUCUGAUAGGAAAUGUCUUUCAGGGGAGGUGGUGGACGCGGCGGUGGUGGAAGAGGUGGAGGAUUUAACCGUGGUGGUGGAGGAGGCAGAGGAGGAUUUGGAGGAGGAAGAGGUGGUGGAGGAUUUGGAAGAGGUGGUGGCAGAGGUGGUUACAAUAGACAACAAGACUUCGGUCCUCCAGAACAUGUCGUUGCACUAGGAGAGUUUAUGCAUCCAUGUGAAGAUGACAUUGUGUGUAAGUGUACAACAGAAGAAAACAAAGUUCCCUACUUCAACGCCCCUGUUUACCUGGAAAACAAGGAACAGAUCGGGAAGGUGGAUGAGAUAUUCGGCCAGCUUAGAGACUUUUAUUUUUCAGUCAAACUUUCUGACAAUAUGAAGGCGUCUUCAUUUAAGAAAAUGCAAAAGUUUUAUAUAGAUCCAAUGAAGCUCCUACCACUGCAGAGAUUCCUCCCCAGGCCACCAGGAGAGAAGGGUCCACCUAGAGGAGGCCGAGGCGGAGGAAGAGGUGGUGGUCGUGGAGGUGGUUUCAGGGGAGGUAGAGGUGGUGGCGGGCGUGGAGGAGGAUUUGGAGGUGGUCGUGGUGGAGGAUUUGGAGGUGGCCGUGGUGGAGGAGGCUUCAGAGGAAAAGGAGGAGGUGGACGUGGAUUUAGAGGUGGGAGAUGAUCUGACUACAGUGAUGCUGCUUGAUGAUCUCAGCCCAGUCCUCCGUUCCACAAGCAAAAGGCCCAAAGCUGGGCUGUUGAUCUCAGAAUACAGACUUGCCCUCUUUUUUUGUAGGACUUGAAUGGACUUUAUUUUAUUUUCAUACCAGUUUGAUACUUGUGAUGGAUGUUUAUUUUUAUUUGAAAGGUUCAUAUGUAUGCCUGUGGGUAACAUAGUGAGGACCUUUGCAUCUUGUCAGGGAGGAUAAAUGUUUCUCUUUGGGAACAGGCGUCAUUAUUCUUUGUUGACUGCGUUGAACUGCCAGACUAUGCCAUUUGUUUGUUUCUUUGAUUAAGACUUCUAGAGAUACAUUCACAAAAACACCUGUGUUAAACUUCUUGGUUCUAACUCCGAUUGGAAAUGUCUGUUUCCCCCUUCCAAUACUGUUGUUUGAAACCAUUUUAAAAUCCAUGCUUUGUAAAAAUCUUCUGAAGAAUAUUGUAACUGUUUUGUGUUUGAAGACCUUGAUUAAAAGGUACUUUGUAA
Molecule: messenger RNA, 1289 nt
Organism: Cheilinus undulatus (humphead wrasse)
Lineage: Eukaryota; Metazoa; Chordata; Actinopteri; Labriformes; Labridae
Gene: gar1
Product: GAR1 homolog, ribonucleoprotein
Exons: 7
Coding region: 111-764 (217 amino acids)
Biological process (GO): ribosome biogenesis; snoRNA guided rRNA pseudouridine synthesis
Cellular component (GO): box H/ACA snoRNP complex
Molecular function (GO): box H/ACA snoRNA binding
Source: RefSeq, a predicted model, not a curated record